AUGGAAGAAGCUGGACAGGACCCAUUGGAUGAUGUGCAGGAGGUGAUGGAAAUACCGAAACUAGAAGUCACAAAGCAGACCCUGGACUUCCUGAACUCAGACCUUGAAAAGGACCUGCAGAGAAUGGAUGAGGCAAAUCAGGUUCUUCUCAAAAAAAUUCAAGAGAAAGAAGAAACUAUUCAAAGUCUGGAAAGAGAUAUCACACUGUCGGUCAGACAAGCCAGAGAGAGGGAGGAGCUGAACCACUUCAUAUCUAAGAAGGAGGAAGCCCUGCGGGACCUGGAAUUAGAGACGGCAAAGCUGGAAAAAAAUAAGGAAAUUCUAAGCAGGAGCGUGGUGGAGGUGCAGAAGGAGAUUUCAAGGAAAUGUAAGAAUGCUGGCCUGGAUAAAGAAGCCCUAAAGCAGAUGCUGGCAGAAUUGAAGGUGAAACUACAGAAGUCAACAGAAUCCUGUGCCAGUCAAGAGAAGGAACUGGUCAAGAUAGAGAGUGACUAUCAAUCUGUGUAUCAGCUCUGUGAGGAUCAGGCCCACUACAUAAAGAAAUACCAGGAAAUUCUGAGACAGAUGGAAAAGGAAAAAGAGAUGCUUCUUCUUGAAAAAGAAGUCCAAAGAUGGAGAAGCUCUAUACAGUCAGCAAAAACAAGACCAGGAGCUGACUGUGGCUCAGAUCAUGAACUCCUUAUUGCCAAAUUCAGACUUAGAUUGAAGAAAGUAGAGAAAGCCAUUAGACCAUUCAGAUGCAAAGCCCAGAACAACUCCGUCCAAAUAGUGAAACCGGGGUCAACUCUGGUGGAGACAAUCCAAAGCAAUAUGGAGAAGACCAUCAUUAAGAAACAGAAGAGAAUCUUUUGGUACAGGCAUUUCAGGUAUUUUAUCUUCAUGGUCAUGAUCUUCUUUAGGCUGCUGGGUUACAUGCUUUUCUACCUGCAGUACAUAAACCCAGACCUCCUUGUGGAUGCCCUGCCCGUGGUCAUGAGCAGAGAAACCUUGAAGAGACUGCGGGAUGCCUUAUUUCCCUUCCUCACUCUAGAGGUGGAAGAAGUUCUACCACAUUAG
This is a messenger RNA of Budorcas taxicolor (takin), 1056 nucleotides long. RefSeq names its product transmembrane and coiled-coil domain-containing protein 5B. Bases 1 to 1056 code for a protein of 351 amino acids. NCBI's taxonomy places the organism in Eukaryota, Metazoa, Chordata, Mammalia, Artiodactyla, Bovidae. The transcript is spliced from 12 exons. The record is from RefSeq and is a predicted model, not a curated record.